UUUUUUUUUAAAUUACAAUGGCACGACGUCUGAGCGAUACAACAACUGCCUACCGCCAAACAGGUGCUAAGCGCCCUGCAGGUGAUUCCCAUAGUGACAACGAAUCGGAUAGGCCUGUCAAGAAACGGCAGAUACGGGGUAGAUCUAUGUUAAAGACUUGUGACUGCCGGUGGAAGAAGUUUAAGUUUGACGACAGAUCUCUUUCCAAGUCAUGUCUAUUGAAUGGACGAAUCUGUCGUAAGAAGACCGCUGGCGUGCGUCACUGGAAGCCUGCCAGGGGCCAAUGUCUACUACCAACGGUAGUAACGGAACGUGAAGGGCAGGAGAGUGAUAAACCAACCGCCGAAGAACUAUCGAGGCGAUUGGAUCGAAUCGAGCGGCGUUUGCACCUCAUGUUCCCAGAGCUUUUUCCUGAUCCGGAUAGCGAUGAGGUGACUCUGAUUGACUCCGACGAUGACUCUGUGACUGUUUGUUCAGAGAAUAAUAGCUAUCCGGUGGCUUGUAAAGCGGCUACUAUAAAUAGAUGGCUAGCACAAUCACCGGACUUCUCUGAUGAGGUGUCCUACCCGCAUGCUAUUGCUCCAGCUAAAGAUUAUCUGAGAGAGGUGCCAGAAACAUGCAGUGAGAGUGACACUGCGCCUUCGUUUCGGGCGCCUUCGCCCCCAUUAACUCCCACUUCAUCUCCAGGUGGGGGUGACAGAAGCAGGGAAAGAGGUCAAGGCAGACAUGGAAUUGCUGGAGGUGCCUUCUGGCGAUUGCCUAAACCGUGAUCGUAUAACUUGGUCUGUGCUUUUGGAAAGAGUAUCAAGUCAUACAUCAUGGUCCUCCUGCUAUUCCGUUAAUACGUUGUCUUUCAUAAAUGACACCGAAUAACCAGCAAAAGAGAAAUCAUUACAUUUAAUACAUGACUAACACGAACACAUUCCGGGGUGGAAGAGUGAAAAAAAAACUACCUGUGCUACGUUGUAUGAGCAGGAUAGGACGAAUAUGUAUGAACGGCAUGGGACGUUGAAGCCUUUCAAUAUCCUUACGCUUAGAGAAAUGAUGAGAAAAUGAGUAAGGAUGAAACCCCAGGCUGGUGCUAUUGAAACAGUUUAUGUUUCUUCUGUUUUAGAUGUGGGAUGUGUUUGUUUUAGAUGAUACUUAAUGUAUAUGUACUAUAGGUAUAACAAUGUCAGCAUGUAUCUAUUCAGCCAAAA
Aspergillus caelatus is the source of this 1199-nucleotide messenger RNA. RefSeq lists its product as uncharacterized. The record is from RefSeq and is a predicted model, not a curated record. Bases 18 to 770 code for a protein of 250 amino acids. The transcript has 4 exons. Lineage: Eukaryota; Fungi; Ascomycota; Eurotiomycetes; Eurotiales; Aspergillaceae.